AUGGAUGCCUAUGAACCUCCAACACUGGAUGUUGUAGUCUUUGGAGGUUUGACGGUGGUAUUGGCCAUUGGGAUCUUCCUGUUCUCCUUCCUGGAGAAGGUCCUCCUUCCUUCUGAGGAAGCCUUGGCCAAGCAAGGCAAAUACAAUGAAACCGCCCAGCUGAAGAAAAAAGAGAAAAAGCAGAAAGAGGAAGCUGUAGAGAAAAAAGCAAAAGGAAAGGAAAAGGAAGAGAAACGAAACGGAAAGAUCGCAGAGCAGCACCAAAGUGCUCCAGCUGUCAGCUCCGUCACUAUCAAGAAACCAAAUGUUCUUCCAACCCAUGAGGAGCAGAAGCCUAAUGGACCUGUCAAGAAGGCAGGUGCAUCCGAGAAGAAACGCGAGCCAGCACCUGCGGACUCGGAUGGGCCCCUCUACCUGCCCUACAAGACGCUUGUGUCCACGGUCAGCAGCACGGCGUUCAGCGAGGGGGAGGCCCAGCGGCUCAUCGAGAUCCUGAGGGAGAAAGCGGGCAUCGUCCAGGACACCUGGCACACGGCCAAGCAGAAGGGUGGCCCGGUCGCUGUCCUGAAACGCCGGCUGGAGGAGAAGGAGAAGCAGCUCGCCACUGAGCAGGAGGCUGCAGCCGCUGCCAGAAACAAGAGGCGGGAGCUGAGCAAGGAGCUGGUGGCCGAGCGGGCUAAGGUGACGGCUCUGGAGGGCAAGCUGAAGGAGCAGCUGCUGGCCCGCGAGCAGGAGAUGGCAGCGGUGCAGGCACGCACGCAGGCCAUCAACCAGGACCAUGCCCAGAAAACGCAGCAGCUCCAGGACAAGAUCCGGACCCUGCAGGAGCAGCUGGAGAACAGACCCAACACGGAGCUGGCUCGCCUGCAGCAGGAGAACUCCAUGCUGAGGGAUGCCCUCUACCAGACCACCAGCUGGUUGGAGAGCAAGUAA
This is a messenger RNA of Falco peregrinus (peregrine falcon), 933 nucleotides long. RefSeq names its product ribosome-binding protein 1-like. The record is from RefSeq and is a predicted model, not a curated record. NCBI's taxonomy places the organism in Eukaryota, Metazoa, Chordata, Aves, Falconiformes, Falconidae. Gene Ontology annotation, cellular component: endoplasmic reticulum membrane. Gene Ontology annotation, biological process: protein transport. The transcript has 5 exons. Bases 1 to 933 code for a protein of 310 amino acids.